This is a messenger RNA of Lasiodiplodia theobromae, 1287 nucleotides long. RefSeq lists its product as uncharacterized. The record is from RefSeq and is a predicted model, not a curated record. Lineage: Eukaryota; Fungi; Ascomycota; Dothideomycetes; Botryosphaeriales; Botryosphaeriaceae. The coding region runs from base 1 to 1287 and encodes 428 amino acids. The transcript has a single exon.
AUGGCACAUAGCCUGCUCAACGAGUGCAUCAACGAGUGUGUGGUGGCUCAGUGGGCGCAUGCUGAUGGCCGCGUCGCCACUCUUGGGUCUGUGCUGCCCACCAACGGCGAAGAUAGUUGGUUCAUGCUGAAAGUUAGCCUCGGUCCCGCCCUCGAAGCCUUCGUUCGCUUUACGCUUAGCCUUUCUCUCUGCGUGCACGGUCGCAGCCGCCGUCGACCCGUGAUGCUCGUGCUACCUGCUAGUUCUUUGGCAUCUCGCUCCUUCGCUUUCGAAACACUCAAAAUCCCUGAGACGGGUGCCUUGGCUCCGGCGCUCCAUGGGGCUGGCUUCUCCGAUAACGGCUUCGUUCUCGCUGCCACUUUCAGUCUAAAAGAGCCCGGCUAUGUCACUCUGCCCACUAGUAACCUGGAGGUCAUUCGGCCCACAAAUGCAACCGCCAGCAACAUCCUCGCCGGUCUAAAAUCCCUUUCGCAGACCCUCGACUUCACUGUAUUUCUCAAACCCAGUGACUAUGCCCGGACUGGACUGAAGUGCAUUGCUGACCACCUACGAAACGACGCACUUAACCCGCUUGGUCUUAUCCUUGCCGCCGAAGUUGGCGCCAACUUGGCACCUCUCGAUUGGAGCCGCUGUGAGCUGUUUGGGUCCGCUAAGAAAGCCCGCCGUCACGAAACUAAGAGCUUUCCACGACAUAGCUCCGCAGCACAUCCUCCGCCUUACAAUGAGCAGGACAAUGCGCUCCCGGUCGUAUGCGUGGAACGCAGCCUCAGCCCCAGCUGCAACGUCCCAGAAAGUCCACAGCCUCCUGCCCUCGUCUCAUCCCCAGAUGCAGCUACGCUCAGGACUCGCGUCGACCUUGAGGGCACCCUCGCGAUGUGGAUCACCCAAGCCCUCACUGUUAACCCCACGGUCUACUGCCACCCACACCUGCGCCCCACCCUCCGCGCCAUGGGCCGUCACGCCCGUGCCUCCGACCUGCACGCCUUUCGCGCCGCCCGCGCCCGCUGCGCCGCGCUGUUCUUCUAUGAACCCCACGCCAACGCCGCAGUCGAUCAUGCCCAGCACAUGCGCGAGUUCUACGUGACCGAUAUGGAACGCCUAUUGGCAUGGAUGCUCGAUGAGGAGGAUGGUGACUGCUUUGCCGACUUCAUGGCGUGGGCGGAUCUGCUGGCGCUGGGCGACGCGGCGCGGGACGCGGUCGCUUCCAGCGAUAAUGUGGAGCUCAAGGAUAAGUACAACCGCGCAAAGGGUAUAUGUGUGAGCAAGGUGCUGGCCGAGUACGGGUAG